GCAUCCUUUACCUGAAAAACUUUCACACAAACAGCAGAGAUGAUGAGAAUCGGUGCAGAAAUGAAGAUGCUGGCGGUUGUUGGGGUUUUAAUCUUCAUGGUUGGUGUGAGCGACAGCUUGAUUCUGACUAAAUGUGGACUGAAGCAAGAGCUGGAGGCAUCUGGCCUUACUUUACCUCAGGAUGUGCUGAACCAAACCACCGCAGACAUGCUGGCAAAAAUUGUGUGUCAUGUCAAUCUGACCUCUGGUUUCAACACCAGCGCGAUUAAACAGAUCGCAAAUCCAAACAACUGCACCAAUUCACAGUCCAGUAAUCAGGGGAGUCGUAGGGGCAGGUCUGCUCACAUUGGAAAACGUCACACAUCCGGUAAGGGCAAAGCAUCAUCUGAAGAAGAUUCAGCCAGCGUUGAGAAGCAUGGUGAUGGUUGUACGAAACUGUGGAUGCUGUACGGCCUGUUUCAGCUUAGUGACACUGUGGCGUGCAGCUCAACUCGCGCUCCCUCCCUGAACCUUUGCAGACUGAGUUGCAGCAAGCUGAUUGACAGUGACAUCAAAGAUGACCUGGCCUGUUUUCAGGUCAUGAUAAAUAAAAUAACGGCAGUCGUCCCCGAUCAGAAAGUGGCUGCCGUCAUUAACGAAAUGAUUGCCCUGAUCUACCAGAAAGAGUGUGUCGACGUGGUGGCUUCUUCAUAUUUUGCAGACUGCUAAAAACUUUUACCAACUUCAACCAUCCCAACCAGGACAUGUAUCUGAUACCCAUACUUAAUGUGUUUUAUAGAUCAUUAAAAACAUUUAAAUGCAGUGCUAUGCCUAAUGAAUCUUUUUGAAGUGUGCAUGUGUGUCAAUAUGUUUGGACGUUUCUCACUGCAUGCUAGGUUUAGAAGAUAGUAUGAAGUAUGCAGCAGGCAGUGCAAUUUCGACAUACUAUAGUUUAUGUGCUAGAGGGCGCUAAUACUUCAAAAACUACUGAUGUAGGGUACAGAUUGUGGCUUAAUAUUGCGUGACUAAUAUGCUAUUACAGAAUGGUUUAAUGGUUAUAAUGGGAAAGGUUUUGGGUUUAAUAGUAAUUUUCCAUAUCCGGCUGUAGCCUGCGGCGGUGGCAUUUGUAGGCUGCAUCAUCAAGACUGUAUUAUUUCAGAAUAUUAAUAAUUAUAAAGUUGACUAUUACUAUUGGUUAAUCAUAAAUUGUUGUAAUAAU
Paramisgurnus dabryanus is the source of this 1198-nucleotide messenger RNA. RefSeq lists its product as uncharacterized. The record is from RefSeq and is a predicted model, not a curated record. Gene Ontology annotation, molecular function: lysozyme activity. NCBI's taxonomy places the organism in Eukaryota, Metazoa, Chordata, Actinopteri, Cypriniformes, Cobitidae.